Messenger RNA from Bactrocera neohumeralis, 1239 nucleotides. RefSeq names its product glycine N-methyltransferase. Gene Ontology annotation, molecular function: glycine binding; S-adenosyl-L-methionine binding; identical protein binding. Gene Ontology annotation, cellular component: cytosol. The record is from RefSeq and is a predicted model, not a curated record. NCBI's taxonomy places the organism in Eukaryota, Metazoa, Arthropoda, Insecta, Diptera, Tephritidae. Bases 42 to 905 code for a protein of 287 amino acids. Gene Ontology annotation, biological process: regulation of gluconeogenesis; S-adenosylmethionine metabolic process; one-carbon metabolic process. The transcript has 4 exons.
GAAUUUGAAUUCAGUUCAAUUCCUGAAAUUCAACUAACAAGAUGCCUACCUCUGCUGAUAGUGUUUUCAUUGCCCGUUCUGCCGGUAUAUCCGCGGAAGGGGUACGAGAUCAAUACGCCGACGGCAAAGCGGCUAAAGUUUGGGAAAUAUUUAUUGGGGACAAAAAUUCACGUACAGAAAAUUAUAAAAAUUUCUUAAUUGAAUUACUUCGAUCAAAAGGUUGCAGGCGUAUCCUCGAUGUAGCGUGUGGAACGGGUGUUGACUCAAUUAUGUUGCUGGAGGACGGCUACGAGGUGGUUUCAGUGGAUGCCUCCGACAAAAUGUUGAAAUAUGCAUUGAAAGAGCGCUGGAACCGACGUAAGGAGCCAGCUUUCGAUCGUUGGAUAAUUGAGGAAGCUAAUUGGCUGACCUUGUACGACGAUAUUAAACCAAUUGUUGGCGAGGGAUUUGAUGCUGUGAUUUGCUUGGGAAAUUCGUUUGCCCAUCUUAUGGAUGAUAGUGGAGCGCAGCUCGACCACAAACAAGCUAUUAAAAAUUUUCAAAAGUGUCUUAAGACUGGUGGAAUAUUAUUUAUUGACCACAGAAACUACGACGAUAUCUUAGAAACGGGAGACACACCAGCGAAAAGUAUAUAUUACAAUACAAGUCAUACUGCUGACAUUAAAACCUCUGUCCUUUUGUAUUGCGGAAAACCUGCAAUGGUUACCAUGGACUACCAGAUUGAAGGAAAAAAUUUGAGCAGCGAAUUUCGGCUUUCGUACUACCCACACGCUCUCCAGAAUUUUACCAAAAUACUUAAAGAAAUUUUUGGAGAGAAAUCGAAACAUAAAUUAUAUGGCGAUUUCAAAGAAAUACAAGUUGAGAAGAAACCCGCCUUUUAUAUACAUCUUAUUGAGAAACAAUGAAUGAGUUAAGGUUUCUUAAAUGCUUUUAAAUUAUAUAACUUUACGUCGCCGUGUGUAUGUGUUAUCUAUUACCACCUUAAAUAUUAAUUAUAUUAUGUACAAUGUAUUUGUAAACAUAUUUUACUGCACUUUUGUAACAAAGACAAAAAUUAAUUUUAUUUCUAUGCAAAAAGUAAGAAAGGGUUAAGUACGAUAUUUUCAGGUGGUGGUAAAACUUUAGAUUUUAUUACAAAAUGUUGGACAUGAAUUUAAUAUUCGUUAUUUGAAAAAUUUGUAAAUUGAUUAUAAAAAUAUUUGGUAUCUUAUAAAUCUAUAACCUAUAGAUCACGCUUUA